This is a messenger RNA of Apis laboriosa (Himalayan honeybee), 1221 nucleotides long. RefSeq names its product probable GDP-L-fucose synthase (gene Gmer). The transcript is spliced from 7 exons. Gene Ontology annotation, biological process: nucleotide-sugar biosynthetic process. Lineage: Eukaryota; Metazoa; Arthropoda; Insecta; Hymenoptera; Apidae. Bases 41 to 1009 code for a protein of 322 amino acids. The record is from RefSeq and is a predicted model, not a curated record. Gene Ontology annotation, molecular function: GDP-L-fucose synthase activity.
ACUACAUAUUUAAUUUUUUAUAUUUUUAUAUAGAUCAAACAUGUCUGAAAAUAAUAAGAUUAUACUUGUAACUGGUGGAACAGGACUAGUUGGUAGAGCUAUUCAAAAUAUUAUUAAAACAAAUAAAAAUGAAAAUGAAAAAUGGAUAUUUGUAGGUUCUAAAGAUGCAAAUUUAUGUGAUAAACUAAGUACAGAAAAAUUAUUUGAAAAAUAUAUGCCUACACAUGUUAUUCACUUAGCUGCUAUGGUUGGUGGUCUAUUUUAUAAUAUGUCACAUAAUUUGGAUUUUUUGCGCAAUAAUAUUCAUAUGAAUGAUAAUGUAUUACAAACAGCUCAUGAACAUGAUGUUGUCAAAGUAAUAUCAUGUUUGUCAACUUGCAUAUUUCCUGAUAAAACAACAUAUCCUAUUGAUGAAUCUAUGGUUCACAAUGGGCCACCUCAUCCAUCAAAUUAUGGUUAUAGUUAUGCUAAGCGUCUUAUAGAUAUUCAAAAUAGAGCUUAUUAUGAACAAUAUGGUAGAAUUUAUACUAGCAUUAUUCCAUGCAAUGUAUUUGGUCCAAAUGAUAAUUUUCAUCCUAGUGCUAGUCAUGUCAUACCAGGCUUAAUGCGUAGACUUUAUGAUUUGAUAAAAGAUGGAAAUACAGAAGAUAAAGAAUUCACUGUAUUAGGUUCUGGGAAACCAUUAAGACAAUUUAUUUAUAGUUUAGAUUUAGCUAAAUUAAUAAUAUGGGUUUUGAGAGAAUAUAAUUCUGUGGAACCAAUCAUAUUAUCAGUUGAUGAAUGUCAAGAAGUUACAAUUUCUCAAGUAGCUGAAUCAAUUGCCCAAGCUUUUAAUUUCAAAGGAAAACUAAUAUAUGACACAUCUGCAGCUGAUGGACAAUAUAAAAAAACAGCAAAUAAUGGAAAAUUACGAAAAUAUUUGCCUGAUUUUCAGUUUACACCAUUCAAUCAAGCUAUUAAAGAUACUGUUGAUUGGUAUAUAGAGAAUUAUGAUCGCGCGAGAAACUAACGGAAACCAAUUAUUAAUUUAAUAUUCCAUUUAAAUAAAUUUGGCUGUGUAUAAAAUAAGAAAAGAAAAUCAUAUUGUUUCAGGCAUAUAUUCUGUAAUUUAAUGUAAUAUAAUUUAAACUAUGUUUAAGUGGCGAAAUUAUAAAGGUUUGAAUAUAAUUUUAAUUGUAUUGUAAAUUUUCAAAGCAUAAAAUAUAUUUUAAAAUUAUAAAA